This is a messenger RNA of Hippopotamus amphibius kiboko, 6816 nucleotides long. It is a transcript of the gene STARD13, whose product is annotated as StAR related lipid transfer domain containing 13. The record is from RefSeq and is a predicted model, not a curated record. Lineage: Eukaryota; Metazoa; Chordata; Mammalia; Artiodactyla; Hippopotamidae. Bases 1407 to 4433 code for a protein of 1008 amino acids. The transcript has 12 exons. Gene Ontology annotation, biological process: actin cytoskeleton organization; signal transduction; regulation of Rho protein signal transduction. Gene Ontology annotation, molecular function: lipid binding; protein binding; GTPase activator activity.
AUAAUUAGGGAAGUGUUGGAGUUUGAAUGUAAGGAUAAGUACACAGAAAACUGAGGAAACAAGAUGUGUAUUAACUCCUGGGAUAAUGAAAAGUUUAGAAUGAAAGGAAAGGUAAUCAGAGCAUGAUAUACAUGUGAAUAGCAUGUAUGUGGUCAUAAGAAAGUAAAAACUAAAUAUUGAUUUAUAAAAAAAUUACAAAAUUAUGACAGCUAUAUUUAUAAGAGGCAAAAGGUGUAAAUGCGCGUGUAGGAGGGGGAGGGGGAGAUGAGCAGUUAAAAAAAAACUUCAUCUUUCAUCGAACAAGUCAAUAGAUAAUGACUUAAACUGAAAAAUCAAGAAGUAACAUCAUAUGUCUGUUGCUGGAAGUAAACACCAAAAGAAACACAUUAAAAAGUUGCCUCCAAAGACUGGUAAAUGGAAAAGGACAUGAGGGGUAAUGUUUGGCUCUUUAAACCACAUGCUAUGAUUUAAAAAUAAAAACAAACAAACAAAAUCCAGGGACUUUUCCCUGGUGGUGCAGUGGUUAAGAAUCCACCUGCCAAUCAGGGGACACAGGUUCAAUCCCUGGUCCAGGAAAAUCCCACAUGCCGCAGAGCAACUAACCCCGUGAGCCACAAUUACUGAAACCCACACACCUAGAGCCCGUGCUCCACAAGAGAAGCCAUGGCAGUGAGAAGCCCACAUACCACAGCAAAGAGUAGCCCCUGCUCUUCACAACUAGAAGAAGCCUGCACACAGCAACGAAGACCCAAUGCAGCCAAAAAAUAAUAAAGCUCUAAAAAAUUUUUUAAAUAAUCAAAUCAAAUAAUAAAGGCAUUUGCAAAGAGAAUUUCAUGAAAUUAGAUUGCAGUGGGUUGAAGAGUGAAUGAAAAUUGAGGCUGUUCUCAGCAAAGUGAGAAAUAUAAGGAAGAGGUUGUCAGGAUGGUGAGUAGAGUCACUUGAUGGAAAGAUAAGAUUGAAGGAAAAGCAGUAGUUUGCUUGAUUAUGGUUAUUUAGGUUGCUGACUAAUUGGUUAGUCAAUUCGUACAUGGCAGGGAUGAGUUGAGAGAAAAAAAACAGUUGAGAGUUUUCUGAAGUGAGAGGGAAUAAAUGAGGUGUCAAAGUCUCAGAUGAAGUGGUGGAUGUUGGAAUCAAACAGAUGAUAAAGGGUUAGCUUUGAAAAAGAAUAGGAACAUCUCUUUUAUAUGAUGAAGGAAAGAAUUGUUAAAAGAAUUAGCGACUUAAGCUGUAUUUUCUCACAGGCAACGGUGGCUAAGUCGUCUGCUGAGGGUCUGGGAUAUUUUUCAUGAUCUGAAUGGAAGCUGACCAGAGGGAAAAUGCGAAAUAAAUGCUGGGUAGCAAUUUGAGGAACCCAGCUGAGGGAGAAUUUCAAAAUACGAUUAAAUACAUUGAACAAGUGUGCCUCAAUGAAACUUGAUGUGAACUUCCAAAGGAAAAAGGGUGACGACUCCGAUGAGGAAGACCUCUGCAUCAGCAACAAAUGGACUUUCCAAAGAACCAGCCGCCGGUGGUCUCGCGUGGGCGACUUCCACGCACUGUUUCCUGGAGGAGACAGAAACGGGUCCUCGGGAGACAUUAGGAUGAGAAACACGACCAGCAGUGAAAGCGUCCUCACCGAUCUGAGCGAGCCCGAGGUCUGCUCCAUUCACAGCGAAAGCAGCGGCGGGAGCGACGGCCGCAGCCAGCCGGGCAGCCACGGCGCCGGCCGGGAGGCCUCGGACGGCCCCGGGCAGCCCUGCGCCGACGGCCCGGUCAUGCUGGACGCCGCGCUGGGCGGCAGCAGCCUCCCGCCGUCCCCCAGAGACGGUCUCCAGCACCCUUUGCACCCAAAGAAUGAGAAGCCCACCCGGGCCAGAGCCAAAUCAUUUCUGAAACGCAUGGAAACGCUGCGAGGGAAAGGAGCGCAGGGAAGGCAGAAGGGGUCGGGGCGGACCGGGGGCUUGGUGAUCAGCGGACCGGUGCUGCAGCAGGAGCCCGAGUCCUUCAAGGCCAUGCAGUGCAUCCAGAUUCCAAACGGAGACCUCCAGAGCUCACCCCCCGCCGCCUGCAAAACAGGGCUUCCAGGCUCCAGCAAAUGGAGCGGUGAGAGCAGCCCCUCGGAAAACAGCAGCAGCGGGGUGAGCACGCCUGGCCUGAAGGAGCGAAGGUGCCAGGAGGCCCACAAGCGCGGGGGCAUGUACUUAGAAGACCUGGACGUGCUGGCGGGGACAGCACUGCGGGACGCAGGGGACCAAAACCAUGCACACGCGUUUCAUUCCCAAGAGAACCUGGUGGUGCACAUUCCCAAGGACCACAAACCAGGAACGUUUCCCAAGGCGCUCUCUAUCGAAAGCCUCUCGCCAGCAGACAAUAGCAACGGGGUUAACUGGAGGACUGGGAGCAUCUCCCUGGGCCGGCAGCCGGGCCCUGGGGCCAGGGAGCCCAGGCUCGUGGGGUCCUGCCAGAGAGCAAGUCGAGUCAGCAUCUACGACAACGUCCCUGGCUCCCACCUGUACGCCAGCACCGGGGAUCUUUUGGACUUGGAGAAGGACGAUCUCUUCCCUCACUUAGAUGACAUUCUGCAUCAUGUCAACGGUCUCCAAGAGGUAGUGGAUGAUUGGUCCAAAAACAUGCUACCCGAACUUCAGACACAUAAUGCACUGGCCGGAGAAGCUGGCUUCUGUCCCUUCCCCUCUCCUAACCAGAUCACCUUAGAUUUUGAAGGCAAUUCUGUCUCCGAAGGUCGGACAACACCCAGUGAUAUGGAAAGAGAUGGAGCGUCUCUUAAUGAAUCAGAGGCCGCUGGCGUCAGAGAAAGGAGGGACUCUGGGGUAGGGGCCUCUCUGACCAGGCCAAACAGGCGACUCCGGUGGAAUAGCUUCCAGCUCUCGCACCAGCCGCAGCCGUCCACGGCAUCGCCCCACAUCAGCGGUCAGACGGCCGGCCAGCUGAACCUGCUCCAGCGCUUCUCACUGCUUCGCCUCACGGCCAUCAUGGAGAAGCACUCCAUGUCCAACAAACAUGGCUGGACGUGGGCAGUUCCAAAGUUCAUGAAGAGGAUGAAAGUUCCUGAUUACAGAGACAAGACAGUCUUUGGCGUCCCUCUCAUCGUCCAUGUCCAGAGAACGGGGCAGCCCCUGCCACAGAGUAUCCAGCAAGCUCUGAGGUAUCUACGCAGCAACUGCCUCGAUCAGGUGGGUCUUUUUCGAAAAUCGGGCGUGAAAUCUCGAAUCCAUGCCUUACGUCAAAUGAACGAGAACUUCCCUGAGAACGUCAGCUACGAGGACCAAUCUGCUUACGACGUGGCGGAUAUGGUGAAGCAGUUCUUCCGGGACCUUCCUGAGCCUCUUUUCACCAACAAGCUCAGCGAGACCUUCCUCCACAUCUAUCAGUGUGUCCCCAAGGAGCAGCGUCUGCAGGCGGCGCAGGCGGCAGUGCUGCUGCUGGCGGACGAGAGCAGGGAGGUGCUGCAGACGCUGCUGUGCUUCCUCAACGACGUGGUCCACGCGGUGGAAGAGAAUCAGAUGACGCCCAUGAACCUGGCUGUGUGUCUGGCCCCUUCCCUCUUCCAUCUGAAUUUAUUGAAGAAAGAAAGCUCCCCCAGAGUCAUCCAGAAGAAAUAUGCUACCGGGAAGCCGGAUCAAAAGGACCUCAGUGAGAAUCUGGCCGCAGCUCAAGGGCUGGCCCACAUGAUCAUGGAAUGUGACAGACUUUUUGAGGUCCCGCUCGAGAUGGUGACCCAGUCUCAUGACGCGUAUGUGGAGGCUGAAAUCCAUCCCCCAACCCUGGAAGAGCUGGGGGCCCAGCUGGAGGAGGGGGGGGGCCCUUUCCACACGUACCUGGAGCAGCUCAUCCAGGGCCUCCAGAAGGAAGCCAAGGAGAAGUUCAAAGGAUGGGUCACAUGUUCCAGCCCAGACAACACAGAUCUUGCUUUCAAAAAGGUGGGGGACGGGCAUCCGCUGAGGCUGUGGAAGGCGUCCGUGGAGGUGGAGGCGCCCCCUUCGGUGGUCUUGAACCGCGUGCUGAGGGAGCGCCACCUGUGGGAUGAGGAUUUUGUGCAGUGGAAGGUGGUGGAAACUCUGGACAAGCAGACAGAAAUCUACCAGUACGUGCUGAACAGUAUGGCGCCCCACCCUUCCAGAGACUUCGUGGUUCUCAGGACCUGGAAGACUGAUUUGCCCAAAGGAAUGUGUACCCUGGUGUCCCUCUCCGUGGAGCACGAGGAAGCCCAGCUCAUGGGCGGCGUGCGGGCCGUGGUGAUGGACUCUCAGUACCUAAUAGAGCCGUGUGGUUCGGGCAAGUCGAGGCUGACCCACAUCUGCAGGGUGGACCUGAGAGGUCACUCCCCAGAAUGGUACAAUAAAGGCUUUGGACAUCUGUGUGCGGCGGAAGUUGCCAGGAUUAGAAACUCUUUUCAGCCCCUCAUUGCCGAGGGUCCAGAAACUAAAAUCUGAGUUUUCCCCAGUGAGACAUCGAACUCAGGGAAGUGGAAGCGAAAGCAAACACGUGUGGGAGAGAGUGUGCUCUUGAGAAAGCAAGGGAGAGAGAGAGAGACGAAUGGACAAGGUUAAUGCUUAAAAACGGAAGCACUGAGAGGUCAGAAUGUUGAAGAUGCAAGAAUUUCUGAGAACUUUACUAGCCUUCCUGGAGAUGGCUACAUCCCUACUAAUAUAAUAUUUUUAAAAAUCAGAACAUUUAUCUAUGUUACUUAAAAUUAAAUGGAUUUCCCUUGUGCAUUGCCUAAUUUGCUAUUUAAAGGCUUCUAAGAAGCGUAUUCUUAACUGUAAAUAAAUGUAUGUAUAGCGUAUGUACAGAUGUGUGUAUAUCUCUAUCUUUACUGUAUAUAUGUAAAAUACAAUUUUAUAUAUACUUGCGUAUUUUGAAAAGGAACACGUCUGAGCCAGUGAGUCCCUUCCUCACAUGGUUCUUUCCAGGUGGCUCUGGGCACUGUGCCCCCUGCCCCCGCCCCCCGCCCCCGCGCUGUCCUGUAAGCUGAGCAGAAGCUGCUGCUAACACCAAAGUGUGAAAAUACGUAGUCUGCCCUGAUGCUUUACCAAAGAUUAGCCAGCCAAAGGAAAACACAUUAAAUGGUUGUUACAUGUGGUCAGUUUGUUUGUGUUAUUCAAAAACUGAGACUGGGGUGUUGGACAAAGAGAGGAAAAUAGUAUUUAGUCCUCUUUAAAGCAAAGAAGUGAGGGAGCAGCUGUUACCAAAUUUAAGGCUAGAUUGCCAGUUGCCAAGGGGCCAGCAGAUACAGUUUCGGUGAAAUGUCAGACGCCCAUGGACCACUGGAGUCAGCGCCCGCGACUGAAACAGAACCUGUAGUUCCCUGCUGAUUAGAGCAGAAUAUAAUAGCCUUUGCAUAUUCACAGCCAACGGGAGCCUCUGCGUUUUGUGGAAUUUUCAUAGAUACAUUUCAUAAUGUUCUUAAAAGUCAUUCUAUUUGACCAGUGGCCUAUUUGGUCACAGCUAAUUGGCAUUUUCUUACCAAUGUGUUGCACUGAAUUCAACUCUGGACACCAGAUAAAGGGAGAUGAGGGUCAUUCAAGAGUCCUGGACCAUUUCAGCUUCAGGGAAUUCUAAUAUCGUUCCAUAUGAUGUUCUUGAGAUAUAAUUCAUUAAAGGUUUGCAAUCUGAAAGACAGGGUUUUAAACUAACGUUAAGACCAAAACUGUGUUCUUCAAUUAGUUUUAGAAACUAUAGACAGGUUUGUUAAUUCCAUGUUUCUUCAUUAGUCCGUCAGGCUACCUAUGCAUUUGACCCAACCUUAUUUAUUAUUGUAUAGGCUAAGCAAAUUGACUAUCCUUAACCAAUUGCUAAUGGAUUUAAGUUGGUUUUUUAUUGUAAUUCAACAACUGUAGAGAGGAAGAUAAUUUAUUGUGUUUGGUUUCAGGGAGAGAUUGGUAUCAUAAUUUAGCAAUUGGUGUUGGAGAAAAAAAAACUUAGUUUUCCUUUCUUUUCUUUUUAUAUUGUAUGCGUUUAUGUAAUGUUUUCUCUUAUCAGCAAUGUGCAAUUCUUUUAUUGAGAGGAAUAAAAAUGGUAUAUAUGCAUUCUGUAUGGUACCAGUAAAAUCAUACCGUUUGAAUCGUGAUCUAGGAAUUUUUUGUUUCCUUGCCUACGGAAGAAGGGGGCGGCAAGUCCAUAAUCUUCCAUUUGGGCAAUGCUCUGUGAGCACACCAAAUUCACUUCUUCCACACAUCUGAAAUUUAACCACAUGUGCCAGGUCCCUUUAAUAUGCAUAGACAAGAUCAUUAGGGAAUCUUAAUGCUGGUCCUACUCCAGAGAUGGGAUCAUAUGUUUUCAGGAAACAUGACAGGCACACAAGGAUGGAUGGUGUCCUGUCACCUAGAGCAGGGCUUUUCCAGCCUGAGCAGCACACGGAUCACCUGGAGGUCUUGUCACAGUGAGCCUCUGAUUCAGGCAGUCUGAGAUGGGCCUGAGAUUCUGCAUUUUGAACCAGCCUCAGGGAUGCCCAGGCUGCUGGCCCAAAGACCACACCCUGAGAAGCCGGGACCUAGAGGAUACUUAGAAUAAGAGCAAACGUGAUGUGAUGUCUGACACCCCUUCUCUUCAAAUUACCUUUCUAAUUUUUAUGCACAUGCUAAUCACAUCACUGCUGCCUAACAACACAGUGCAUCUUAAAAACAAAAGAAAGAAAGACAAAAGGGGAGCAAAAUGCAGCCAGCUUGUUUGUCAAAUACCACAGUAUUGUACUUAUUGUUAUCUUGCCAGUGGAGAUAAAAUGAUGUUGCCUUUAAAUAUUAUAUUUAUACCUCAUGUAUAUCUUUACCUCAAUUGUUGUUAUCAGUCAUCAGUUGUAAAUAAAUAAUUGCCAAG